AUGGCCGCCCCUGAGGCUGAGGGCGGCGGCGUCCGGCGCCUGGCCCCGCUGGGCCCCGAGCAGCUGCGGCGCGUGCUGGAGCUGGUGACGAGGGCGCGUCCGCCCCCGGUGGUGCUGCGGGACGCGGCGCGGCAGGCGGCCCCGCGGCGGGGCCCCGGCCCCGCGUCCCCGCGCCUGCCGCCCCAGCAGCUGGAAGCCAUCUGUGUCAAGGUGACAUCUGGAGGAACAAGAGGCCCCGAGAGGCCGAUGUCCCCCCUGGCCACCGUCCUGCCCCACACCGUGCGUCCGGGCCUGCCACCUGGGAGGAGCUGCAUCCUGGUGGGGCGGCACAGCUCCAGCCCACAGCUGCCGAGAGGACAGCUCCAUGCUCCUCGGGCGUCAGUGCGGCCCGUUCUUGCCAGCUCGCCCCCAGCACCUGAGGCUGCCAGCGACCGGGGCUCCAGCUUCCACACUGAGAAGCUGAAGAGGCCCUUCAAAGUGAGAACUCGCUCUGGGCGCGUCUCUCGCCCUCCCAAGCACAAAGCCAGGGAUUACAAGUUCAUCAAGACAGAAGACUUGGCAGACGGGCACGUGUCUGACUCCGACGACUACUCAGAACUCAGUGUGGAAGAAGACGAGGACCAGAAGGGAAAGCAGGUGCUCUUCGACCUAGCCAGCUGCUCCCUGAGGCCCAAAACAUUUAAGUGUCAAAGCUGUGAAAAGUCGUACAUCGGGAAGGGUGGCCUGGCCCGGCACUUUAAACUCAACCCUGGCCAUGGUGUGCUGAUCGUGCCUGAGCAGGCCAAUGCAGACCUAACGCAGCAGUGCGUGGGGACAGGGGCCAUGGGCUGCACCUCCCCAGAACUACCUGCGCCCGCCAAAGAAGGGCCCCUGGCCGGCUGUGCCGCAGGGGCGGAGCCAGCAUGGCACAGCCUACAGGUUGGUCAGUCAGUAGACGCUGAAGAGGUAGUGCCAACAGAGCCGGAAAACCAAACUCAUUCCGUCCUGGGGUCGCGGAGCCUCCCGGGAGCCCAAGGAAGCAGGUGCCCUGCGACUCCUGCAGAGCCCUUGGCCACUGCCGCCCCGCCCUGGCAGGGCACUGCUGCGGCCAGCAGGGCACGUGCGUGGAGGGGCCGAGCCCAGCUCCUGCAGCUUCUUGAGCAGUCUGACCAGGAGGACCUGAUGCAGCUGGCCCUGCCACAGCUGGCUCGCGCCGUGACCCUGUAUGAGUUUCUGCUGUUGAAGGUUGAAGAGGGUCGUCUCGCAAAGCCCCUGUUCCCGGCCGUGUACAAGGAGUUUGAGGAGUUGCAUGUGAUGGUGAAGAAGCUCUGUCAGGAUUACCUUGGAAGCUGCAGUCCGAGUGCCCAGGAGCCCCUGGAAAUCAACGACAGGAAGGUGGCCGAGUCCCUGGGAAUCACCGACGAAUUCCUGAGCAAACAAGAAGUGCGCAUGGAUCGCCCCGCACGCCAGCGCACCAGCCAGGAGACAGAUGGCAAGCAGCCAGAGGGAGCCAGCAGCCAGAAGAGGGGCGGUGAGGCCACAGAGGACCUGCAGGCUUCAGUGAAAAGGACUCGCACUGCAGCUCCCCCUGAGGACACUGCUGAAGCUCCUGCUACCCACGGCCCAGGCUGCAAGCAGCCCCCACCCUUGGGCGCUCCAGGUUCCGCCCCUACAGCAAAUGGCCAGGCCACUCCCCACUUCGAGGACAGUCAGGAGGUGGCUGUCCAGGAGGGCCGCAGCACACUGUGCACGGGUCAGCAGCUGGAGCAAGUUACUGAGAUGCAGAUCCAGAGUGGGUGUGCGGGCCCUGACGUGCAGGCCCGGAGCGGGUGUGCGGGCCCUGUUCGCCCUUGCCUGGAUUGCAGGGGACCGUCUGUUCAGAUUCAGCUGAGAGAGCCAAGGUUUCCUGGACAGAAGGUUCAGGAACCUUCUUCAGGCCAGGACACUGGGGUCAGCAUGAGGGGUCCAGCUGCUUGUGGCACACCAUUAACACAUGGAGGGGCAGAGUCUCUGCUGCCUGGCAGUCCUCAGUGUGCAGAGGACGGACACCACAAGAUGCACCACGUCCCCCCAGGCCACCAGCAGGCCAGGGCCAGCCCCAUCCUGUGGACAGGGGCCUCGGCCCCACCCCCUGAGAAAGCCGUGUCCCAGGACUGUGUGCCAGUGGACUACGCCUGCAGGACGGUGCCUGAGCCAGGGCCUCAGCUGCCCACCAAAGUGGGUCUUAAAGGCCACAUAAGGGACUUGAACCAGGCCUCUUGUGGCCUGGAGGGCAUGGUGGCUGUGGGUUCAGCUAUGGCUUCCAAAAUCCCCGGUGGGGGCAAUGAGCUAUUGUCUCCAGAACGGGAGCAGCUCUGCAUUCAGAUGUCCCAGCCCAGUGUCCUGCCAGCUGUCACCCCGGUGGCUGUGCUGCAGGGGAGGGUGGCUGAGGGCGUCCCAUUGGCAGCUGUGGACACACUCCUCAUCGUGCAGGCGGAGCCUGCCCAGCGACAAGGAGCAGAACCGGGACUCUGGACUGGUCUGUUUGAGGCAAACAAGGCCUUUUCCAACAAUGAAUAACCUUAUAUUUAUAAAGAAUUAUGUAUUCA
Molecule: messenger RNA, 2567 nt
Organism: Ochotona curzoniae (black-lipped pika)
Lineage: Eukaryota; Metazoa; Chordata; Mammalia; Lagomorpha; Ochotonidae
Gene: ZNF839
Product: zinc finger protein 839
Exons: 8
Coding region: 1-2538 (845 amino acids)
Source: RefSeq, a predicted model, not a curated record